This is a messenger RNA of Talaromyces atroroseus, 2238 nucleotides long. RefSeq lists its product as hypothetical. Bases 1 to 2238 code for a protein of 745 amino acids. Lineage: Eukaryota; Fungi; Ascomycota; Eurotiomycetes; Eurotiales; Trichocomaceae. The transcript has a single exon. The record is from RefSeq and is a predicted model, not a curated record.
AUGAGUCAAAAUCAGCAAUCCUCCUAUGGUCUGGGGAGGAAACAGCGGGGAGGAUCAGUGAAACGUGCGCGAGAGAUGCUAGAUGCUGGGGUUCGUGCGGACAAUUCAUCUCAAAACCAAAAUAAUGGAAGAAUGCCUCCACUGCCGCGACCAGAGCCGACACACAGACCCGAAUCCGGCCGUGGACAUUCACAGGAGGGAAAUGUUCAGGUUGUCUAUCAAGUCGAACAUGAUCCCAGAGGCCCAGUACCAAUCUUGCCAGUCCAAGGCCUGCAAGUGCCGAAACAUACCGAACCUCCAUCAACUUCUAGGAGAGGACCACCACCAGUUUAUUCCCAUCUGAACGCCACCUCUGUAUCUCCUAUUCCGGAGGAGAAUUUCAAGAAAUUGAAGAAGAAGAAAGAGUCUUACGCUUCGAGCACGGUCAUUCCAUCUAGCUGGGGAUCGGGCCCACCCAUGUCAGAGAUCCUUGAUUCUUACGCAUCGGAACAAGAGGAGCCGAAACGCAAACGUGAUUCAGUAGUGCUUUUGCGACAAGCAAGUUUGGGCAAGCGUGGAAAACCGUCUUUGCGUACGAUCAAUAAGCCAGAGACAGAAGCACCAUUGUUACAUGAAAAGUCCAAUAAGUCUAAUGACAGCAACUUGGGAUUUUCUACUGUCAACGUUUUAGAGCGGCGGGCAUCUCUAGAUUCUGUCUCGACCGAUACCGACUCUAUAGACCUAGAAAAGGAGAUGAUACAGAUUGAGAAUGAGCAGAAAGCGCGAAGCAUUGGGAUUGGUCUGGGGCUGGGCCUGCCUGGUGCAGGGAUGAGUAGCAGAAAACCCAACUCUCAUCGUCCGCCUCGCCUGGAUAUGGAUGCCGUGCGGGCAGCUGAAGUCCAGGGUAGCCUCACCAGCUUACCUGAUCUCAUUCGACGUGCUACAAAGGUGGCCUCGAAUCUGGAACGCGGAAAGACAGCGAGCCGUCUUGGUAUUUUAGAUAUGUUUGACAUUGGAAAGGAAGGCAAACGCGGCUCUAACCAUCGGACGUCAGCAUCGCUCUCGGAUAUUUUGGCAUCGUUUCCACCACCUCGCACUGGUACGCCGGAUAAUAGUGUCCGAACUUCAUGGCCAUUUCCACCAACUAAUGCUACCGAGAAGUCUAGAUUACGGCAGAUGCGGCUUAACUCGGUGGAAGAAGCUGAAGAUGCUAGUAAACCUGGUAGACGCUUCUGUGGCAUGUCUCGGCGACUUUUCAUUUUCAUAUGCAUUGUCGUAUUUUGUAUCAUCGCAGCAGCAGUGAUUAUCCCUGUGGUUCUGGUGGUCGUUCCUCGGGAAAGAGAUCAUUCUUCAACAACAGCAACAAGUACUGCCAAUACGACGGCGACGACAAUGACUUGCGAGCAAAAAUUGCCCUGUAUGAACGGUGGCGUGAGCAUUAAAAGCGGCACAACGUGCGCGUGUGUUUGUGUUGAUGGAUACUCAGGGACCCAGUGCGGCAAGGCUAGUGAUGGCAGCUGCACAACAACGGAGACCUCUGAGAGUAACAAUGCUACUAUUGGAAGCUCUCUUCCCGAUCUGUUGACCCAGUCAGAGAGUUAUUUCGGUAUCCCGCUGAACGAGACGGAGAUCCUGAGUCUGUUUAAUGCUAACAACGUCUCUUGUACUGUGCAAAAUGCGUUGGUCUCGUUUGGCGGAGUCUCUUCCAAACACCGGCGCCGAGCAUCCCCGACUGAGAUUAGGGAUCUAGAAACAGAGCCACAGAUAACUAGCGGAUAUAUGGGGGUCAAACUUACUAGGACAUUUAUCAAUAGAGCAGAGGCAACAGAAACCACAGACGUUCCGCCAAUUCUGAAUGUUCCCACAGGUACAACCACCUCUGCUGCUACCGAGACCGCAGGAGGAGCGGCUGUAAUAGCGACGGGCACAACUUCAGCACCAACGACGACGGCAUCAGCAACAUCGACGGCAGCGUCGGCGUCGGCGUCGGUCUCGGUUAGUGCGGCAGUGUCUCAGGUGUAUGAGUUUGCAAGUGUUGCCGUCCUUUACCUAUUUGAGCAGACCCGUGACCUUAAUGCGACCUCGACGGCACAGCACGAGAUUGAUCUUUAUCUUCUGUCUCAGUCAAUCGGCACAAGUUCUAACAGCCUGGAAAUGAGCGUCCACCUGCCGGAGACGUUUGCUCUCAACUUUAGCAAUUUUACCAUCACUUUUUCAAACGGGACCGUUGUCGGCGGUGGCAAUGGGACAGCCACAUAG